Messenger RNA from Cephus cinctus (wheat stem sawfly), 4853 nucleotides. RefSeq names its product sarcalumenin. The record is from RefSeq and is a predicted model, not a curated record. Gene Ontology annotation, molecular function: GTP binding. NCBI's taxonomy places the organism in Eukaryota, Metazoa, Arthropoda, Insecta, Hymenoptera, Cephidae. The transcript has 11 exons. Bases 101 to 2830 code for a protein of 909 amino acids.
GGCGUCGCGACGCCAGUUCUUCGCGAGUGGAGUCGAACGCGACUUAUCGAGAGAGGAGCUAGAGCAGCCUGGCUCAUCGCGUAGUGCCUAGUGAAACGAGAUGACGGGCUCGCGGGUGAGACCCGCGUUCUUCGUGGGACUCCUACUCGCUAUUCUAGCCGUCGCCUUGCAGGGAGUGCAAGGCGAUGAAGAGCUGGACCAAGUGCCCUCUGAAGUACAAUGUCGGCCUUACAUCGAGAAGGCUUUGAAGGACCUCGGUACAGGGUCUCUCGAGCAGAGCAGUGCCGAGGUCGAGGGUGUUGCCGAUGAAGAAGGCGAUCAGGAGUCUCCUACAAUUAACGAACAAAGCGACGAGCCAGCGAAUGAUGAUGACCAAGGAACUGACGAGCAGCCAGGGGAUGACGACGGACAGGACAGUGGAGAACCUGAAGCUGAAGGAACAGAGACUGCGGAUGGGGAUGGUGACGAUGGUGACAACGAUGAAGACGAUGACGGCAUAGAAACAAUUGAGAUCAUCAGCGUCGAGACGACAGAGGAUCAGAGUGAUGAAAAGAAUGAAUCUGCCGAAGGGGGUGAUAAUAACGAGAACGAGGAACAUGCCGACGAGGAAAGUGCCGAGAGUGUGGAAAAUGCUGAAAAUGAUGACAGUAAGGAAGGAACUGCCGAGGAAAAGGAUGAUUCUCAGGAAGCCGAUGAUGAUGCUUCAAAGGAGACCAAGACAGAUGAAUCGGCCGAAGCCAAAUCUACUGACCAGGACGAUGCCGACUCAGCCGAAGAGGCUGCCGACGACGUAAAAUCCGACGAAGAUAAUGACGAAACUGCAGAGGAUAAGGAACAAUCCGCUGAGGAUGCGGAUGACUCUAAGCCCGACGAGGACGACGGUUCCAAGGAAGACGAUGCAUCUGGGCCCAAGGAAGAACCUGACGACGAUGACGGGGAUAAUCAGGCUGAUUCCAAGGAUGCCGUGAGCGGCGAGGAAGCAGCUGGUAAAUCUGGAGAGGAUAAAGAUGCUGAUGGACCCGACGACGAUGACGAUUCCAAGGAAGCCGACAAGGACGAAAGUAAGGAAGACGAUUCUGUCAAGAAGGAUGACAGUGAAGAGGAUUCAUCCCCUAAGGAUGACAGCAAAGAGGAUGAACAAACUAUUAAGGACGAUGAUGAUGUAGCUGCAGAAGUAGAUUCCAAGGAAGAUGAUGCGAACUCUAAAGAGGAUACUAAGGAAGACACUGCUGAUUCCAAAUCCGGAGAAGAGGAGGCGGAAGAUGAAGUGAAGUCUCGUGGAAGACGAGAAACUGAAGAUGAUUCCAAGGAGGGAGAAGCAUAUGGAGCAGAUCAGGACAAUGUGUCUGGCUCAGGAGAAACUGAGGAUGGUACGGACGUACAGGUAGAAGAAGAAAAGGAAGAGGAUGAACCAACUCCAGAAGAAGAUUUAAUUCAGGAAAUCGAAAUCCCAGAAAACUUGAGACCACGAGAUCACAUAAACCAACUGCUUCGCCUGGAUGAGGAAAACGAGGAGAAAGAAAGAGCUAUUCAGAGGGCUGCAGACAUCGUCCUCAGGGACUUGAAACGCCUUUAUGAUAACGCCAUUAAACCAUUGGAAACUUUAUACAAGUAUAGGGACCUGAGCAACAGACAUUUUGGAGAUCCGGAAAUAUUUUCAAAACCUCUGGUUCUCUUCAUGGGACCUUGGAGUGGAGGAAAAUCAUCAAUUAUCAACUAUUUGCUGGACAUAGAGUACAAGCCUACUGCCCUCAGAACUGGCGGUUUGCAAGAGUGUUUGGAAGAACCUUGCAAACCGCCAAAUCGAACUGACACAGGUGCAGAGCCUUCACCAGCUUAUUUCAACAUCCUGAUGCAUGGCGAGGAAGAGGAGGUGCUGGAUGGUACCCAGCUGGCAGCAGAUUGGACCUUCUCCGGACUCCAAAAGUUUGGUCAAGGAAUGUUAGAUCGUCUACGAGGCCUGCGUCUAAAUAAUAAGCUACUCGAGAAGGUAAAUAUUGUUGAGAUACCUGGCAUCUUGGAAAUUCGCAAACAAGUUCAACGUCUUUUCCCAUUCAACGAUGCCUGCCAAUGGUUCAUCGACCGUGCCGACAUCAUCUUCCUAGUCUAUGAUCCAUCGAAACUCGACGUGGGACCAGAAACCGAAGCUAUCCUGGAUCAAUUGAAGGGACGUGAAUAUCAGACCAGGAUCAUCCUGAACAAGGCUGACCAAGUUAAGCCCGAGGAACUGAUGAGAGUACAAGGUGCCCUCAUCUGGAAUAUAUCACCACUGAUGUCCAGCGCAGAGCCCCCGAUAAUGUAUUCGACCUCCCUGUGGUCGAUACCCUACGAAGCUGGUGCACCUACCAGACUUCUGUACGCCCAGGAACGCGCUUUCCUUCGCGAUCUUCGCUCCGCAAUUGAUAAACGCGUAGAGCACAAGAUAGCCAGCGCCAGGAGAUUUGCCGUAAGAGUGCGCAAUCACGCGAAGAUGGUGGAUUGUUAUCUAACGACUUACUACAACCACAAGACGUUCUUCGGCAACAAGAAGGAGAUCAGUGACAAGAUCAUCGAGAAUCCUCAGGACUAUCACAUCUACGAGGGUCUCAGUACUCUGACAAACAUAUCGCGCUAUGAUCUUCCUGAUCCCGACGUAUACAAGGAUUUCUUCCGUCUGAAUCCACUCUACGAGUUCCAGCAACUAAGCGCCACUUGCACCUACUUCCGAGGAUGUCCCAUUAAUAGGUUGGACGUGUCGAUAGCGUACGACCUACCCGAACUCGUAGGCAAGUACAAGAAGUCCGUGGAAGCAGCCAUACACGAGGGUGAGACAAGCACACCUCCUAGUUGAGCUUGAAAGUGCUAAAACGCGGUAAGGGACACUUGAUACCAUAGAAAAUAAUGGAAAUUAGUAUUAAUAAAAAAAAGAAAAUAUAUAUAACUGAGGAAGAAGAAAAUGAUCCACAAGAUAAAAAAAGUAAAAUCCAAUAUUUACCAUGGUACCAAGAACAUCUACCGGAAACUGGUAGGUUGAGCUGCCCGGCCAGGGCGACCCCCGACACCCGUGAACGAGAAGCCUAAACGGGACCGGAGGCGAAGAGGAACGACGUGCUGGCCAGAAUGGCCUUAGAAACUAAAUUCUGAGGGGGAUCGUAUACCGAAUAUGCGUUGCCGAGACAAACGUGAUAAGUACACACACAAAACUAUGAAGACAGAAGAGAAACUAGAAACGUACCAACGAAUUUUUUCAUCGGGGUGAAAAAUAUAUCAUCUAUCAAACGAUGCUGAAACGUUAUCAGAAAAUGUUAGGGCAGGACGCCGGUGCUUCUACACGCAUCCAUGUUUCGCUGCAGGCAGCUAUAGGCAUGGAGCAACGAAGAGAAACACCUGGGGAAUAAAAUCGAACCCAAAAGCUUCCUCUACAGAAUUGCAAUUUUUGCCUCCCGGUUCACGUGCUAAGAUUAUUAUCACACAUGGAUACAACAAAAACGGGUCCACUCUACUUCUUCAUCUCAACUAUUAAUAAUCGUAUUUCCCUCUACGCUAUACCGGUCAGGUUAAAAGAAAGAAAGCAUUGAGAAUUGCGACUCGGAUGAACGUAAGAAAUCUAAGUUUGUCCGUCACCAUUCCGAAUGAAAUUGUCAAGGAAACAACUACGUCUGAUUUUGAUUAUCUUGAGAGUUUACUCCUAUAAUGUAUGUUUCUUUGGUGGUCCAGUUAAUCCUCAGCGAAUGCUGAUGGCUUGAAGUAGUGGAGAAAAAACGAAAGUUGGAGGCGGAUCCUGCAAAAACAGAGUGAAUAAAGUGAAUGAUAGAAAAGGAACGAAGUGGGAAAAAAGAAGAGGAAAUAAGAAAAAGCAGACCUGGUGAGUUAACGUUCCUUGGGGUGUGUGUACCUCGUCGCCUCCAUGUCUUGUCGCGUUAUCGCGUUUACGUCAACGAGACUGUACUACACAGUGUGUCUCCUAUAUGCGUAAUAGACUGUACUUAUUAAAACUGAUCUUAGAAACACGCGCUACGUAAUUCGUAUACGUGGGUACCCGUGUGAUAUUCGCACAUCGUCCGCCGACUCCCCUAUAAUGGCGGCCGUUUAGACAUUUAAUUUAAUAGUGUCUACGCAAGAGAGAUAUUUCCACUUUAUUAGAAAGAGAGAGAAAGAGGGAGAGAAAGAGAGAAAGUGAAACCUUUCCUCAGAGGUUUGUACUUAUAUCGCUUUUAAAAAAGAUUAGAUGAAGGAGACGAAAAAAAUAACACCUUGCUUAUGCAGAUUGUGUUCGCAACUUGUCCGUCAUGUAGAAGAGAAACUUCAAAACGCACAAAGGCUAAUUAUUUAGCCGUGUUAAGGGAAACAAAAAAAUAUCAAAUUUUUAUCCCCAUGUUCUCUUCCAAUAUUCAGCCGCGUUUCACAAUGUAUUCAAUGUUGUGAAAUCAAUGCGAUCUUGAAUUUACAUGGGAGGACGAGUCACAGGCGUCAUUCGCGUGCUUGUCUUAUUCGAUUAUUCACCAUACCUCAUAUGUACAAUAAUAUCUAGAUGAUCAUCUUGUUUCGCGAGGCUCAUUCGUCCUCGAGAAAGGAACUUUCGCGUAUUCUACAGAUUGUUAAUACUUUUACUGGUUACUGUAAUAAGUUUACAUUAAUAUAUUAUUUUAUUAUUACCGUUAAAGAUAAGGUUGAUGUAGAUCUACUAUACUUGUCCGAUAAGAUGAUUUAGUAAUAAUGAUAACGUUAUGAGAAUUAUGUAUCGUUUAAGGUAUGGAUGCAUACCUUAAAUGUUCCUAUUGGGACACUGUCUCCAAAGAGUAGCGAUUCUUUACUAUAUUUAGGGCAAUGUACUUUUUAAAUAAGAACCGUGUGCUGUGAGUGCUACUUGUGUA